GAGCCAGCGCGGAUCGGGUCCCGGACGCCCGAGCGCCCCGCCCCCGCGCGGGCGAUGCCCAGCGGCGCGGCGGGCGGCGGGGCCCGGCGGGGCGCGCAGAGGAGCGGGCCGCGGCGCUGAGGCGGCGGAGCGCGGCCCCGCCAUGGGCUUCCUGCACCAGCUGCAGCUGCUGCUCUGGAAGAACGUGACGCUCAAGCGCCGGAGCCCGUGGGUCCUGGCCUUCGAGAUCUUCAUCCCCCUGGUGCUGUUCUUCAUCCUGCUGGGGCUGCGGCAGAAGAAGCCCACCAUCUCCGUGAAGGAAGUCUCCUUCUACACAGCGGCGCCCCUGACGUCCGCCGGCAUUCUGCCUGUCAUGCAGUCGCUGUGCCCGGACGGCCAGCGGGACGAGUUCGGCUUCCUGCAGUACGCCAACUCCACGGUCACGCAGCUGCUCGAGCGCCUGGACCGUGUGGUGGAGGAAGGCAACCUGUUCGACCCAGCGCGGCCCAGCCUGGGCUCAGAGCUCGAGGCCCUGCGCCAGCAUCUGGAGGCCCUCAGUGCGGGCCCAGGCACCUCGGGGAGCCACCUGGACAGAACCACAGUGUCUUCCUUCUCUCUGGACUCGGUGGCCAGAGACCCGCAGGAGCUCUGGCGUUUCCUGACGCAAAACCUGUCGCUGCCCAAUAGCACAGCCCAAGCCCUCCUGGCCGCCCGUGUGGACCCUCCCGAGGUCUACCACCUGCUCUUUGGUCCCUCGUCUGCCCUGGAUUCACAGUCCGGCCUCCACAAGGGUCAGGAGCCCUGGAGCCACCUAGGGAGCAAUCCCCUGUUCCGGAUGGAGGAGCUGCUGCUGGCUCCUGCCCUCCUGGAACAGCUCACCUGCACGCCAGGCUCCGGGAAGCUGGGCCGAAUCCUCACUGUGCCUGAGAGUCAGAAGGGGGCCCUGCAGGGCUACCAGGAUGCUGUCUGCAGUGGGCAGGCUGCUGCACGUGCCAGGCGCUUCUCUGGGCUAGCCGAUGAGCUCCGGAACCAGCUGGACAUGGCCAAGGUCUCCCAGCAGCUGGGCCUGGAUGCCCCCAACGGCUCAGACUCCCCGCCACAGGCGCCAUCCCCACGGAGGCUGCAGGCGCUUCUGGGGGACCUGCUGGAUGCCCAGAAAGUUCUGCAGGAUGUGGAUGUCCUGUCGGCCCUGGCCCUGCUACUGCCCCAGGGUGCCUGCACUGGCCGGACCCCCGGACCCCCAGCCAGUGGUGCGGGUGGGGUGGCCAAUGGCACUGGGGCAGGGACAGUCGUGGGCCCCAACGCCACCGCUGAGGAGGGCGCACCCUCUGCUGCAGCACCGGCCUCCCCGGACACGCUGCAGGGCCAGUGCUCAGCCUUCGUGCAGCUCUGGGCCGGCCUGCAGCCCAUAUUGUGUGGCAACAACCGCACCAUUGAGCCCGAGGCGCUGCGGCGGGGCAACAUGAGCUCCCUGGGCUUCACGAGCAAGGAGCAGCGGAACCUGGGCCUCCUCGUGCACCUCAUGACCAGCAACCCCAAAAUCCUGUACGCGCCUGCGGGCUCUGAGGUCGACCGCGUCAUCCUCAAGGCCAAUGAGACUUUUGCCUUUGUGGGCAACGUGACUCACUAUGCCCAGGUCUGGCUCAACAUCUCGGCCGAGAUUCGCAGCUUCCUGGAGCAGGGCAGGCUGCAGCAACACCUGCACUGGCUACAGCAGUACGUAGCGGAGCUGCGGCUGCACCCUGAGGCACUGAACCUGUCGCUGGAUGAGCUGCCGCCGGCCCUGAGACAGGACAACUUCUCGCUGCCCAGUGGCAUGGCCCUCCUGCAGCAGCUGGAUACCAUUGACAAUGCGGCCUGCGGCUGGAUCCAGUUCAUGUCCAAGGUGAGCGUGGACAUCUUCAAGGGCUUCCCCGACGAGGAGAGCAUUGUCAACUACACGCUCAACCAGGCCUACCAGGACAACGUCACUGUGUUUGCCAGUGUGAUCUUCCAGACCCGGAAGGACGGCUCGCUCCCGCCACACGUGCACUAUAAGAUCCGCCAGAACUCCAGCUUCACCGAGAAAACCAACGAGAUCCGCCGCGCCUACUGGCGGCCUGGGCCCAAUACUGGCGGCCGCUUCUACUUCCUCUACGGCUUCGUCUGGAUCCAGGACAUGAUGGAACGCGCCAUCAUCGACACCUUUGUGGGGCACGACGUGGUGGAGCCGGGCAGCUACGUGCAGAUGUUCCCCUACCCCUGCUACACGCGCGAUGACUUCCUGUUCGUCAUCGAGCACAUGAUGCCGCUGUGCAUGGUGAUCUCCUGGGUCUACUCCGUGGCCAUGACCAUCCAGCACAUCGUGGCGGAGAAGGAGCACCGGCUCAAGGAGGUGAUGAAGACCAUGGGCCUGAACAACGCGGUGCACUGGGUGGCCUGGUUCAUCACCGGCUUUGUGCAGCUGUCCAUCUCCGUGACAGCGCUCACCGCCAUCCUGAAGUACGGCCAGGUGCUCAUGCACAGCCACGUGGUCAUCAUCUGGCUCUUCCUGGCCGUCUAUGCCGUGGCCACCAUCAUGUUCUGUUUCCUGGUGUCCGUGCUGUACUCCAAGGCCAAGCUGGCCUCUGCCUGCGGCGGCAUCAUCUACUUCCUGAGCUACGUGCCCUAUAUGUAUGUGGCAAUCCGAGAGGAGGUGGCGCAUGAUAAGAUCACGGCCUUCGAGAAGUGCAUCGCGUCCCUCAUGUCCACAACGGCCUUUGGCCUGGGCUCCAAGUACUUCGCGCUGUACGAGGUGGCUGGCGUGGGCAUCCAGUGGCACACCUUCAGCCAGUCCCCAGUGGAGGGGGAUGACUUCAACCUGCUCCUGGCUGUCACCAUGCUGAUGGUGGACGCCGUGGUCUACGGCAUCCUCACAUGGUACAUCGAGGCUGUGCACCCAGGCAUGUACGGGCUGCCCCGGCCCUGGUACUUCCCACUGCAGAAGUCCUACUGGCUGGGCAGUGGGCGGACAGAAGCCUGGGAGUGGAGCUGGCCGUGGGCACGCACCCCCCGCCUCAGUGUCAUGGAGGAGGACCAGGCCUGUGCCAUGGAGAGUCGGCGCUUUGAGGAGACACGUGGCAUGGAGGAGGAGCCCACUCACCUGCCUCUGGUAGUCUGCGUGGACAAACUGACCAAGGUCUACAAGGAUGACAAGAAGCUGGCCCUGAACAAGCUGAGCCUGAACCUCUACGAGAACCAAGUGGUCUCCUUCCUGGGCCACAACGGGGCGGGCAAGACCACCACCAUGUCCAUCCUGACCGGCCUGUUCCCUCCGACGUCGGGUUCCGCCACCAUCUAUGGGCACGACAUCCGCACGGAGAUGGAUGAGAUCCGCAAGAACCUGGGCAUGUGCCCGCAGCACAACGUGCUGUUUGACCGGCUCACGGUGGAGGAGCACCUCUGGUUCUACUCACGGCUCAAAAGCAUGGCCCAGGAGGAGAUCCGCAGAGAGAUGGACAAGAUGAUCGAGGACCUGGAGCUCUCCAACAAGCGGCACUCGCUGGUGCAGACACUGUCGGGUGGCAUGAAGCGCAAGCUGUCUGUGGCCAUCGCCUUUGUGGGCGGCUCUCGCGCCAUCAUCCUGGACGAGCCCACGGCGGGCGUGGACCCUUACGCGCGCCGCGCCAUCUGGGACCUCAUCCUGAAGUACAAGCCGGGCCGCACCAUCCUUCUGUCCACCCACCACAUGGACGAGGCUGACCUGCUUGGGGACCGCAUUGCCAUCAUCUCCCACGGGAAGCUCAAGUGCUGCGGCUCCCCGCUCUUCCUCAAGGGCACCUAUGGUGAUGGGUACCGCCUCACGCUGGUCAAGCGGCCUGCCGAGUCGGGGGGCCCCCAAGAGCCAGGGCUGGCAUCCAGCCCCCCAGGUCGCACCCCGCUGAGCAGCUGCUCCGAGCUCCAGGUGUCCCAGUUCAUCCGCAAGCACGUGGCCUCCUGCUUGCUGGUCUCAGACACAAGCACGGAGCUCUCCUACAUCCUGCCCAGCGAGGCUGCCAAGAAGGGGGCUUUCGAGCGCCUCUUCCAGCACCUGGAGCGCAGCCUGGACGCGCUGCACCUCAGUAGCUUUGGGCUGAUGGACACCACCCUGGAGGAGGUGUUCCUCAAGGUGUCAGAGGAAGAUCAGUCGCUGGAGAACAGUGAGGCCGAUGUGAAGGAGUCCAGGAAGGACAUGCUCCCCGGGGCGGAGGGCGCGGUGUCUGGGGAGGGUCACGCCGGCAACCUGGCCCGGUGCUCGGAGCUGGCCCAGUCACAGGCAUCGCUGCAGUCAGCAUCAUCUGUGGGCUCUGCCCGUGGUGACGAGGGAGCUGGCUACACCGACGUCUAUGGCGACUACCGCCCCCUGUUUGAUAACCCACAGGACCCAGACAACGUCAGCCUGCAAGAGGCUGAGGCGGAGGCCCUGUCGAGGGUUGGCCAGGGUAGCCGCAAGCUGGACGGCGGGUGGCUGAAGGUGCGCCAGUUCCACGGGCUGCUGGUCAAACGCUUCCACUGUGCCCGCCGCAAUUCCAAGGCACUCUUCUCCCAGAUCCUGCUGCCGGCCUUCUUCGUCUGCGUGGCCAUGACCGUGGCUCUGUCCGUCCCCGAGAUUGGUGACCUGCCUCCACUGGUCCUGUCACCUUCCCAGUACCACAACUACACCCAGCCGCGUGGCAACUUCAUCCCCUACGCCAACGAGGAGCGCCGCGAGUACCGGCUGCGGCUGUCACCCGACGCCAGCCCCCAGCAGCUCGUGAGCACAUUCCGGCUGCCGUCAGGGGUGGGCGCCACCUGCGUGCUCAAGUCUCCGGCCAACGGCUCUCUGGGGCCCACGUUGAACCUGAGCAGCGGGGAGUCGCGCCUGCUGGCGGCUCGGUUCUUCGAUAGCAUGUGCUUGGAGUCCUUCACGCAGGGGCUGCCGCUGUCCAACUUCGUGCCGCCCCCACCCUCGCCUGCCCCGUCUGAUUCCCCAGCGUCCCUGGACGAGGACCCGCAGGCCUGGAACGUCUCGCUGCCACCCACUGCCGGGCCAGAAAUGUGGACGUCGGCGCCCUCCCUGCCGCACCUGGUACGGGAGCCCGUCCGCUGCACCUGCUCCGCGCAGGGCACCGGCUUCUCCUGCCCCAGCAGUGUGGGCGGGCACCCGCCCCAGAUGCGGGUGGUCACAGGCGACAUCCUGACCGACAUCACCGGCCACAACGUCUCUGAGUACCUGCUCUUCACCUCUGACCGCUUCCGACUGCACCGGUAUGGGGCCAUCACCUUUGGCAACGUCCUCAAGUCCAUCCCAGCCUCAUUUGGCACCAGGGCCCCACCCAUGGUGCGGAAGAUCGCGGUGCGCAGGGCUGCCCAGGUUUUCUACAACAACAAGGGCUAUCACAGCAUGCCCACCUACCUCAACAGCCUCAACAACGCCAUCCUGCGUGCCAACCUGCCCAAGAGCAAGGGCAACCCGGCAGCUUACGGCAUCACCGUCACCAACCAUCCCAUGAACAAGACCAGUGCCAGCCUCUCCCUGGACUACCUGCUACAGGGCACGGAUGUCGUCAUCGCCAUCUUCAUCAUCGUGGCCAUGUCGUUCGUGCCGGCCAGCUUCGUCGUCUUCCUCGUGGCCGAGAAGUCCACCAAGGCGAAGCACUUGCAGUUUGUCAGCGGCUGCAACCCCGUCAUCUACUGGCUGGCGAACUACGUGUGGGACAUGCUCAACUACCUGGUCCCCGCUACCUGCUGCGUCAUCAUCCUGUUUGUGUUCGACUUGCCGGCCUACACAUCGCCCACCAACUUUCCUGCUGUCCUCUCCCUCUUCCUGCUCUAUGGGUGGUCCAUCACGCCCAUCAUGUACCCGGCCUCCUUCUGGUUUGAGGUCCCCAGCUCGGCCUACGUGUUCCUCAUUGUCAUCAAUCUCUUCAUCGGCAUCACUGCCACGGUGGCGACCUUCCUGCUACAGCUCUUCGAGCACGACAAGGACCUGAAGGUUGUCAACAGUUACCUGAAAAGCUGCUUCCUCAUUUUCCCCAACUACAAUCUGGGCCACGGGCUCAUGGAGAUGGCCUACAACGAGUACAUCAAUGAGUACUACGCCAAGAUUGGCCAGUUUGACAAGAUGAAGUCCCCAUUCGAAUGGGACAUUGUCACCCGCGGGCUGGUGGCCAUGGCGGUCGAGGGCGUCGUGGGCUUCCUCCUGACCAUCAUGUGCCAGUACAACUUCCUGCGGCGGCCACAGCGCAUGCCUGUGUCUACCAAGCCUGUGGAGGAUGAUGUGGACGUGGCUAGCGAGCGGCAGCGAGUGCUCCGGGGAGACGCCGACAACGACAUGGUCAAGAUUGAGAACCUGACCAAGGUCUACAAGUCCCGGAAGAUUGGCCGCAUCCUGGCCGUUGACCGCCUGUGCCUGGGUGUGCGUCCUGGCGAGUGCUUCGGGCUUCUGGGCGUCAACGGUGCGGGCAAGACCAGCACCUUCAAGAUGCUGACCGGCGACGAGAGCACGACGGGGGGCGAGGCCUUCGUCAACGGACACAGCGUGCUGAAGGAGCUGCUCCAGGUGCAACAGAGCCUCGGCUACUGCCCUCAGUGCGACGCGCUGUUCGAUGAGCUCACGGCCCGGGAGCACCUGCAGCUGUACACGCGGCUGCGUGGGAUCUCCUGGAAGGAUGAGGCCCGGGUGGUGAAGUGGGCUCUGGAGAAGCUGGAGCUGACCAAGUACGCAGACAAGCCGGCCGGCACCUACAGCGGCGGCAACAAGCGGAAGCUCUCCACGGCCAUCGCCCUCAUUGGGUACCCAGCCUUCAUCUUCCUGGACGAGCCCACCACAGGCAUGGACCCCAAGGCCCGGCGCUUCCUCUGGAACCUCAUCCUCGACCUCAUCAAGACAGGGCGUUCGGUGGUGCUGACAUCACACAGCAUGGAGGAGUGUGAGGCGUUGUGCACGCGGUUGGCCAUCAUGGUGAACGGUCGCCUGCGGUGCCUGGGCAGCAUCCAGCACCUGAAGAACCGGUUUGGAGAUGGCUACAUGAUCACAGUGCGGACCAAGAGCAGCCAGAGCGUGAAGGACGUGGUGCGGUUCUUCAACCGCAGCUUCCCAGAAGCUAUGCUCAAGGAGCGGCACCACACAAAGGUGCAGUACCAGCUCAAGUCGGAGCACAUCUCGCUGGCCCAGGUCUUCAGCAAGAUGGAGCAGGUGUCUGGCGUGCUGGGCAUCGAGGACUACUCGGUCAGCCAGACCACACUGGACAACGUAUUCGUGAACUUCGCCAAGAAGCAGAGCGACAACCUGGAGCAGCAGGAGACGGAGCCGCCGUCCGCACUGCAGUCCCCUCUUGGCUGCUUGCUCAGCCUGCUCCGGCCCCGGCCUGCCCCCACGGAGCUCCGGGCACUUGUGGCAGAUGAGCCUGAGGACCUGGACACGGAGGACGAGGGCCUCAUCAGCUUCGAGGAGGAGCGGGCCCAGCUGUCCUUCAACACAGACACGCUCUGCUGACCACUCAGAGCUGGGCCAGGGAGGAUACGCUCCGCUGACCGCUCAGAGCUGUACCAGGGACUCGACCGUGGGGACAGAUGUCCCCCAGUGCCUGCCAGGCCCUGGAGUGGAGAUUGAGGACCAAGGGGCUUCUGGCCCUCCAGCCCCCGUACUCGGCCAAGCCCUGUGGUCACUGCGGCUGCCGCCCCCAAUUGUGCCAAAGGCUGACCCGGCCCGGGCUGCGCACACCCACGCCCUGCUUUGCCUUAAAGCCUCAUCAUCUGCUCAGCCCCUCGCCCCUUCCUAGCUCUGCUCACCGCCCAAGGCGACACCGGCUGGACCAGGCACUGCCGGCCUUUCUCCUGCCCAGCCUUGGAACCAGCUUUUUUUUCCUACAAUGAAGGCUGACGCUGAGGGUGGACUGUGGACGGGGCUGGGUCAGUCGCGUAUUUAUUUUGCUUUGAGAAGAGGCUCCUCUGGCCCUGCUCUCCUGCAGGGAGGUGGCUGUCCCGCGGGAAGCCAUCAGCUUGGGCCAGCUGGCAGGCGGCAGGAAUGGAGAAGCUGGCCUUGCUGACCAGGCGAGGGCCAGAACCCCCCCUACCCCCAGCUGCUGUCGCUCUCCCACCCAGCUUGGCCCCCUGCCCGCCCACCUGCCUGGAAGCCGGGCCUGUACAUAACGCACAGAUGUUUGUUUUCAAUAAAUAAACAAAACGCC
Messenger RNA from Cercocebus atys (sooty mangabey), 8147 nucleotides. It is a transcript of the gene ABCA2, whose product is annotated as ATP-binding cassette, sub-family A (ABC1), member 2. The transcript is spliced from 49 exons. Gene Ontology annotation, biological process: lipid transport; transmembrane transport. NCBI's taxonomy places the organism in Eukaryota, Metazoa, Chordata, Mammalia, Primates, Cercopithecidae. The record is from RefSeq and is a predicted model, not a curated record. Gene Ontology annotation, cellular component: membrane; intracellular membrane-bounded organelle. Gene Ontology annotation, molecular function: ABC-type transporter activity; ATP hydrolysis activity; ATP binding. Bases 143 to 7453 code for a protein of 2436 amino acids.